CACCAACAGAGGGUCGAAACAAUUAAAAACAUCCAAAAUAAGUUUCUGUAAAUUCCCAGCAGCUUUAGUGACCACCCAAAAUCUGUCACUAAAAGCCUGUAAAGUCUGUUGCUAAAAACCUAGAAUUGCAUCCUCACGAAAAAUCACCAAAUCGAUUGAUCUAACUCAAAGGGAUCGAGUUCCCUUACCUCUAGAACGUGCCUAGGACUCGAUUGGAUGGCCCGGGACGUUGAUCUCCUCGUUGAUCGAUGAUCGAAACCUCAAACGUCACCGCUAAUAAAUACGAGCUUCAGAUUAGAAUAUCAAUGAAUGGAGUUUGGAAUCAUGAAAGAGUUUGCGAUCCUUACCUAGGGACACGAAAGAGAUGGGGUCGGGGUCGAGAAACAGGGGCGGUGGUGGGCUGCUUCUUAAUUCCGCCUCGCACUGGGAGAAUAAAAAUUUUGGCGACGGGGAGGGUUUUUUUCUCCCCUGCUGCUUCCCUCGGUGGCUAGAAAAAGUAAUUGGUGGCGGUUUUAAUUAAAGGUGAGGGGGUGGGGGUUAGUGGAGCUCGGCCCCUAGGGGCGCCCCACUUUAUUGUUGUUUUUUUUUAAAUAAUAAUAAUAGUUAUUAUUAUUAUUAUUGCUAAUUCGCGGUUGCAACUCUUAGUACGUAACCGUCAAACCAGCCACUCAUUUAUUAUGGUCGAACUCAAAUCUAAAAUACCGAGAUGUUACAUUCUCAAUGAGGAGAUGAGUGCCGAGUCAAUUGAAGACAUUGCUUGGGAACUUAGCAUGCUAGCGGAAGAGCGAGGGAGGAUGAUUGAAAAAGUUGUGGAGGAGGUAGAAGCAAAUGAAAAAGAAUUUCUUGAGGACCCACAAGGGGAGGAAUGUGAAGAAGGGAAGGAUUUGGAUGAAGCAAUUGGUUUUCAAACUAAGGAAGAAGUCUUGGCGGAAGAGGCUUGCAUCGGCCAUGAGAUUAUUGAGGAAUCUCCACCAUACUUCAAGGUGUUGCUUAGCAAGGCUCCAUUUGCAGAUCUUUGCCAAGACAAGGCCAAACCAUCUACGAUCCCUCUUGGUGGAUGCGAUGGAAGUCAAUCGAUGAUGGAAUAUAUGGUGUGGGGAAAGGAGGAAGAAGAAGAAAAGGAGAAGGAGAGGUCUCGAGGGUGGAGGCUUCAUCUCACUCAAGUUCAAGAGUCAUCAUCAAAUGUCAUUCCAUAUGCUCAUGACUUCAGGCUCCACCUCGAUGUUGAGAACCUCAACUUCAAGGAGGUUCUUGGAUGGACCAAAACUUAAAGAGAAAUUGUCCGGCUCACGACGUUAAAUAAGCUCUUGAUGGGAGGUAACCCAUUCCAACUGGUUGCAUCUCUUUUCCUUUCAAGAAGAAGACCAUUGGAGCGAUUUUGGCGGUGUUUUGCUGUGGCCUUCCUCUUCCGGAUCUCACCCGCCCUCCACUCCCAUCCACCAACAUUCACACCCUAUCCGGUAACAUCGUUCUACCACCUUAUUAUGUGUCAUUAAGGGCAAUGUCGAGCUUAAAUGGGGGGGGGGGGUAGUCGACUAUGCAUGUGUGUGUGAAUGAUUGGUGUGAUUUUGAACGCUUUAGAGCCUAGUUGUAUGCCCAAAAUUUUAAACUUUGAGGGCUCCAAGCAUAGCAAAUUCGACAUUUGCAUAAUCAUAGUGGCACCUUUGGUGCUUUGUUUUGAAUCUCGUGGGUAUUAGCAUCGGUCUAUGGAUGAUUUGCUUGUGAUUGUGUGCAUCCUAUUAUGAUGAUUGAGACUUGUAUUAGGUUUGUGCAUAGGUUCAGUUCUCAUGUGUUUAUGAAUCGAUAGAUGUUUUGAAUUGAUUAGUCGCUUUUCAUAGUUGCCUAUGCAUCGAGUUUAGACAGUUAGAACGAAUGAUUGAACACCUAGGUAGCCAUGUGAGACUUGUGUCGUUCAUUUCGUUGUUGUGCGAUAGAUCCCCCUUACAUGAUAUGUAGUGUUCACGUUGUUGCUAGCGAGGAAGAUGGAGGCAUAGGAUUAGCCCACGACCCAAAAGUUGACCAACCCGAUCGUAUUAUCCUUUAGUCAACCCCUUUUGAGUCGUCUGUCUAAGGGUCAUUCUCAUGUUAGGUAGCUUUUGCUACUUAAGCUUGAUUGAUUUAGAUAGAGAGACCCUACUUUCUUCGUGUCUAUACCGUUUUGAGUUACCCUUGUGUUCAGAAGCUCCAUUUGUAUCGUUUGAGCUUAAAUGAAGUUCAACAUGAGUGAUUUUUGUAUGGUUUUGCUAAGAUUGUGAAGUGAGUGUGGAGCUAGUUCGUAAAAGUGAGCAUUGUUCCUUAAGUAAAAAAAUGUGGCAUGUGUACAUAGCUCUCUAUAGCCCUCAAAGAAAAGAGUAAAGAAAAGGAAAAGAAAGAAAAAUAAAUCAAUAAAAGGGCAUAGAAGAAAAUAGAGUGGCCACCAAAAAUAUAAUAAAUGUUGAACAUGCUCUUAGAAGUGUUUCUUGGCAUGCAAGCUAUAGAAACACUUACAUGUUUUUUUACCUCUACACUCUUGUGCUUGAAAUUUACUAGCAAAUGUAGAAAGGAAGUAUGUGUGACAUGAUUUGGGGAUUGAUUGUGGUUUGGAAUGGAGAGAAGUGUGGUAUUUGCCGAUGCUAGUGGCCCUUGCUUGUAGAAGAAGGUUCUAGUCGAAACCAUAGAACCUUGUUUUGGUUUUAGGUUGAAGAUGUGGAACCUCAUGUUAUGUGUGCCACCACCCAAAUGGCCUUUUCCCCAUGUCCUAGACCCUAGCCAGUCAUUUGAACCCAUGUUUAAGUCCUCCAGACAAGCUAGCAACGACACCCAUCUUGUGAGCUCUAACAUUUAGAGGUUACCGUCAUGGUAAAGGGAUGUUAGGAUUGAGUGUGAAUAUGCACAUAAAAUGGUCAUGACCCCACUGGUCGAGAGUGAGUGAUUCAUUCAUCAUGGUUUAUUCAUUUCUUAUACCCCGGUGAGGACCUAGGUUGCUCGAUCGUUCGUUCCUAUGAUGUUAUCUUCAUGCAUGAGUGAUUGUGAUUGGGGAGUUGUCGAAACAGAUUAUGUGUUGGUUGAUGAAUAAUGUGAGAACUCUUUAUUUGCACAGUCUAAAUACAGUUGAAUAUCGUUUGUGGUGGUCGCCAUGAUUACCUUAUUUUUGUCCAUAAGUCGAUGUCGAAAUAACCAUUGAGAUUCGUUUGUUUUGUGCCCUAUGAUAUGCCUCAAAACUUUUGUUGAAAAGAAGUUGUAAGCUUAAUUUGUUUUAUACUUGGUUUGCUUGUGGACAAGCAAACGUUCAAGUGUGGGGGUGUGAUUCGGGUCCAAUUGUGCAUUUUUUUACCCCUCAUUUCUUGUUCCUUUAGCUUUGUAGAUCGUCGCCUCUCGACCUAUUUUACCCUAGGUUGUGUUUCUUUUGUCAUAUUUUAGGUCCUAGUACAUAUGGGAAGGUCUAGGACGAGUUUCGGGUCCUUAGGAGGUCAAAACGAGCCAAAAAGUUGAGGUUGAGCACUGUUCAUGGACUGGAGGCAAAUGUCACGCCCUUAGACCCUGAAAAUCAUCCCCAGGGAGUGAAGAGUAAGACUUCAAGGGCAUGACUCAUUUAUCACGGUCCCAAAACCGUGAUAAUCACCCCAGACCGUGAAGUGGCCAAAUUCCAAAAGCAAAUGCACACCUCGAGGGAUCCCAGUGAGUUCACGGUCACUAAGACCAUGAACUCAAGCCCCAGACUGUGAAAUCGGCAUUGUUGGGCAAUUAUAAAGACAACAGCGGGGAGAGAGAAAGGGGAGCAAGUUUUUGGAGAGGAAUUAGUUUCUUUCUCUAGAGUUUCGACACAAAACACCCAAGGGGAGUUCUAGAGAGAGUGAGUUCUUGAGUGAUCUUGGAGCUUAAUUGAAGGCAUUGAUCAAACUUGGAAGCAAAAAAUCAAGCCUAGAAGAAGAAGUAGAUCUUGUGCUUUGUUUUUAAUCUCUCUCUUCUCUCUAGAAACUCACCAUAUUCUCUUGGGUUUAAGAACCCUAGGUCUAGAUUUUGUUUCAUUGUUUAUAUAUGUGACAAAUUCCAUGUUUGAUUGAUGAUUUUACUUAAUUGAUGGAUGUUGAAAAUCACCUUAGAGCCCAUUAUUGGCAUCUUUGGGUCAGUCCUCAUCCUAUAUCGUAUGGGUAAUCCCCGAGGGAGUCAAUUCCAUCAAUCUCUUACGAUGUAGGGUUGCUCUAGGUUGGAUAGAGCAUACCUUAUUCAUCGAUUCGUCGUUCCUAGUCAUUCCCGAGGGAGUCCAUCUCCUAACGCUAGAGUAUUUGAGUCGAUCGAGCUAGGAGGAUACUCAACAUCGAUCAAAAUGUCGGAAAUAGGGGUAACCCAAGAGAGCUCUUAACCUUGUAAAUAGCUAGGUUAGUUAGUUUAGUCUUUUGAAUCAUUAUCCUGAGUUGGCUAGAUAACGAACCCUAAACCGAAGUAGGAUAAGCCUAAAAAUCCCCGUGAUAUGAUAAGUUAUUAUUGAUUGCUUGCCCUAUGCUACACCUGGUCGAUGGUUAUACUUGGUUGUCGAUCGUGAUGUUGUAGUUGGAACGAGUUAAUAACAGAGGAGUCACUUC
Molecule: messenger RNA, 4562 nt
Organism: Linum trigynum
Lineage: Eukaryota; Viridiplantae; Streptophyta; Magnoliopsida; Malpighiales; Linaceae
Source: the annotation of a GenBank genome assembly